Molecule: messenger RNA, 1077 nt
Organism: Suillus subaureus
Lineage: Eukaryota; Fungi; Basidiomycota; Agaricomycetes; Boletales; Suillaceae
Product: Alpha/Beta hydrolase protein
Exons: 8
Biological process (GO): epoxide metabolic process
Molecular function (GO): epoxide hydrolase activity
Source: RefSeq, a predicted model, not a curated record
AAACUGACCGCCCUCCGCGCUAAACUUGAACUCGCUACUUUCCCGGAUGAACUGGAGGACGCGGGGUGGAAGUAUGGUUCACCUCUGGCGGAUAUGAAGCGGCUCACAAAGAGGUGGAGAACCGAGUAUGACUGGCGCAAGCAUGAAAAGGAAAUCAACGAGGAGCUGCCAAUGUUUACCCGCGAUAUUGACGUGGAUGGUUUCGGCGCGCUGAACAUUCACUAUGUUCACAAGAAGAGCAAAUCUGUUGACGCCAUUCCGCUGUUGUUUUGCCAUGGAUGGCCUGGAAGCUUCUUGGAAGUCGGGAAGAUUUUGCCCCUCCUGACUGCAUCGGCCCCUGAACAUCCUAGCUUUCAUGUUGUGGCGCUCAGUUUACCAGGUUUUGGCUUUUCGGAGGCUCCCCGUAAACAAGGCUUUGGUAUGAAUCAAUAUGUCGAGGUAGCUCACAAACUCAUGAUCGCUCUCGGGUAUAACGAGUAUGGUACUGGAGGUGACUGGGGUGGCCUCGUGAUGCUGAACCACCGAGCUGGAAAUCGCCCUUUAUCUUUCUUGUCUUUCUUGCUAACCCCGUGGACUAUAGAGGAAAAGGCAGGCAUCGAGCGCACCAAAUGGUUCCGCACCAACGGAUAUGGCUACUUCACACAACAGAGUACCCAACCACAGACACUCGCCCUGUUGGCACUGCUUGGUUGGAUCUAUGAGAAGCUGGUCCUUUGGACCGACAAUUACAACUGGUCUGAUGAUGAAGUGCUGAUGUGGAUAUCAUUGUACUGGUUCUCUCGCGCCGGUCCCGCUGCCUCCCUCCGCAUUUACUUUGAAUUGCGUGGCGAUUGUGAGGAUUUAGGUCGAAGCCCCACUAUUCCUAUGGGAGCAUCGUUUUUCCCGAAGGAGCUCAUAGUUUUACCCGCAGCGUGGCUGCGCAUGUCGAACAACGUUGUUUUCGAGUUCCAUCAUAAGACAGGAGGCCAUUUUGCUGCCACUGAACGGCCGGAAGAGCUUGUUCGGGAUGUGCAGAAGAUGUUCGCGAAAGGGAGCCCUGCGUUCGCAAUUGUCCCUGGAAGAACUGGAUAUGCUUGA